This is a messenger RNA of Vitis vinifera (wine grape), 423 nucleotides long. RefSeq names its product 2S sulfur-rich seed storage protein 2. The record is from RefSeq and is a predicted model, not a curated record. The coding region runs from base 1 to 423 and encodes 140 amino acids. NCBI's taxonomy places the organism in Eukaryota, Viridiplantae, Streptophyta, Magnoliopsida, Vitales, Vitaceae. The transcript has a single exon. Gene Ontology annotation, molecular function: nutrient reservoir activity.
AUGGCAAGACUCGCAGUUGUAGCAGCUCUUUUUGCAGCCCUCGUACUUAUCACCGAUGCCCACCGCACCAUCAUCAGCGCCACCAACGAGAUCAUUGACGACAAUUCAAAGCAACAGAAGUGUAGGAUGCAGAUCAAGAGACUGAAGCUCACCCACUGCGAGCAGUACUUGAUCGAGCGCGAACUGCUGCUGUUGGGUCAUGCACUCCUCCUAAACCAAGAGCAAGAGGAGGAGCACCUGAAGCCGUGCUGUGACCAAAUGGAGAAGCUGGGCACCAAGUGUCGAUGCAUGGGUUUGGAGCAGAUAGUCGAGCAGCUGCGGGAACAGGGAGAAAUGCAGGGUGAGGAGGUUGAAGACAUGGAGGAUUGCGCCAGACACUUGCCGUCAGAUUGUGACUUGGAACCCCAUACCUGCAAGUUUUAA